AAUAAGUGGUAAAAUUGAAGAAAGUAUAGAAAUAAAAAGAAAUAAAAAUAAAUAAUAUAAGAAUAAAUAAAUAAAUAUCUAAUUAAGAUUAUAGAUUGUGAGAAAAUCUGUAGUAUUAAAUUGGAAUUCACUGCUUACAUUGAAUCUAUUACGCUUAAGGAUAACCGUCCUCCCAGUGCAGAAAAAAGACCAAGCAUGGAAGAUGAAAAUAAUUCAACAAUUCAUUGGUUUGCACAAACGGGGGGCGAUUCAGGGUCUAAUGAAGUAGCCGAUCGAAAUCGGGAGGAAAAAUUACGGAUAGCUAAAGAACGACAAAAUGAAGAAAGACAACGAAAAAUUGAAGAAUUAAAAGCUCAAGCCGAAGCAGCACAACGUUUUCGUGAACAAAAGGAAGAAGAAAGACGCCGUCGUAUUGAAGAAUUAAGGAAUCGUGACAAUGAAAAACGCCACCAAGUUGAAGAACGAAAACGUGCAAUAAUGGAAGCUGAAAAAGAACGAAGAGAAUACAUAAUGAGGAAAAAUUUAGAACGUUCAGCACGUUUAGAAACAAAAAAACGAAACGAAAAAAGUUCAAUUGUAUUUGCAUUUGGUUCAUCAACACCAAGAUUAUUAGAUCCAGCAGAUAUGCUAUCGGUUUCAAAUGCAACAUAUUGGGGGAAUAGAAGGUCAACAUCAAUAUCAAAUGUGGCUUAUUCUGGUCCAACAUUAUCAAGAAGAAGUUCAGAACGUGAAUUAUCUGAUGGGUCUAAAAAACGCGCAACAUCAGCUGGUGGUAUAGAUAGACAUAAUGAUGCAUUACAUCGUAAUAAGUCAGGUUCAAUGUAUGAAGUAUUCAAUUGGGGUUUCUGUAAUGAUGAACCCCCAAAACGUUAUUCAUUAUCAAUUAUUGGAAAUGAAAUUGAUAUUGAUGGACCUUGUAAUACAAUACAACAUACAAAAGAGGAAACAACUGAUUCACCUGCACUAAUGUAUCGUUCUGUUGCGAGAAGAAAAACUGAUUUAAUGCCUACUAUACCAAUGCCAAGAGAGCCAAAUUUUGGGUCUAAAUCUUCUCUUAGUCAUACGCCCAGAACGCCAGGACGUGCAGUAUCAAUGACACGUUUGGAUCAAUUGGCUCAACCAGUUCGACGUAAUGGUGAACAUAUUAGAGCGAUAAUUGAACGUGAAAGAAUACAACAACUUGAAAAUGAAAUGAAUAUGAAUUCAGUAAAUAAUUCCCCAUCAAAAAGCAUGUCUCGUAGUAUGACGCACUUGAGUGGAAAUAAUAAUAAUAAUAACAAACAAAAUAAUCAUUACAAUUAUAUAAAUAGUAAUAAUAAUCAUAAAAAUGGAUUACGUUCAUUAAGUAAAAAUGAUUCUAGUAAAAGUAUGACUCAAUUAGCAACACGUGCUAUUUCAUCUACUAAAAAAUUCCUUAAUCGUUUCACAAAAUCUGAUAAAAAGGAUGAUGCACAGACAAAUAAUAUAAAUAAUAAUAUUAAUAGUAAUAAUUUAUCGCAAUCAGGAUCGAGGUCUGGAGAUGUUACACCAGGUGGUAGUGUUAAUCCGUCAAGACCGGGAAGUGCAAUGUCUACAUCAACUACAACAUCAACUUUAGUACAGAGAAGAUCAAUGCCAACACCUAGAAAACCACGUCCAGCUAGUAUAGCAGGUACUGGAGUAACAGGUGUCUUAAAUGAUGAACACAAAAAAGAGAAAAAAGAUAAACCGCCAAUUCCAAAAACCCAAAAUAUGACGCCCAAACGGACAAGUUUAAGUAAUUCAAGUUCGAUUACUAAAUUAUCUUCAUCCGCCGAGAAAAAAACCACGCCAAUUAAAAAGGAACAUGCUGCUUCACCCAAACCAACUGCAGUUAACUCUAAAACUGCAACCCCAGCUAAAACGGCUCUGUCAAAUAAUCAAACACCGAUAAAAUCAGCUUCAGCUAAAAAAGCACAUGCUGUGCCAGCUCAACAACAACAACAACAAGAAAUACCGUCAGAAAAACAAUAUGAAGUAACAGUAAAGGAAAUUGUCCAAGAUAACCAAAAACAAGAGGAGUUAAUACAAAAGGAAAUUCAACAGCAUCAACCUAACUUAGAAAUCCAGUCAAAGGCAGAAAAAGAUGCUAUAAAUAUUGAAAAAAUUGAUACAAUUGAAAUUGUCGAAAUUGUACCAAAUAUUGAUGAAAACACAACUACGACUGUUGAAAUUACCAACACUGAAGCCGGUUUUGAAACAAUUGUUAACGGUAACUCAUCCGAAAUUGUUGCUAAUGUUACAAAUGCUGUUAUAAAAGAAUAUGAUAAUUCAAAUGUAAACGAGGAAAUUGAAUCCAUCGACGAGAAAGUGGAUCAAGAUACAGAAAAAGAUGAUAAGGUCCGUGAAAUGUCCAUAGAACGCCAGCAACAACUUCAAACUCAAGAAAAUGAAAUGACGGCUUCAAUGAUUGCACGAAAAAUUACAACUGAAGAAGAAGCUAAAGCUGCUUUGGCUGAGAGACGUCGUUUAGCUAGAGAAGAAGCUGAAAGACAAGCUGAGUUAGAAAGACAACGGAUUGAAGCUGAAAGACAAGCAGAACUAAAACGUAUAGCUGAAGAAGAAGAGAAACAACGACAAUUUGAAGAAGAAGCUACACGUUUAGCUGAAGAGCAACGUAGGGCGGAAGAGGAACGAUUACAACAAGCUAUUGAAGAAGCUCGCAAGCGGGAGGAAGAAGAACGUCUUAAACGCGAAGAAGAAGAAAAACUAAAGGCUGAAAGAGAAGAAAGUGAAAGAAAGGCAAAAGAAGAAGCAGAGAAACAGAGACUCGAGGUAGCUGAACGAUUGAAACGUGAAGAAAAAGAACGUGAAGAAAGACGAAAACGAGUUGAAGCAAUUAUGUCACGUACAAGAAAAACUGGCGGUGGAGCAACACCAAAUUCUACACCAACCAAGGAAAAUAAUGGUGAGUCAAAAGUAGAAAACAGAACGACUGAAGAAAAGGUAGCUAAUAAUAAUAUUAAUGAAAACGAUCAAAAACAAGAAUUGCAAGAGGAACAAAAAUCUGAAUCACAACAGAAACAAGAAUAUCAAGAGCCACAAUCGCAACAACAAUCUCAGGUGCAAUCGCCUAGUACAGAAAUUGAAAAUCAUACAUCAACAACAAUGUCCGAAAAAAAUGGUAGUAUAACAACAAAUAGUAAUACUAGUGAUGUUACAAGUAGUAGUGAUAAUAAUGUAAUAGUUGAUACAGUAACAACAGAAACAACAACUACAAUGGUGGUUCCAGAAUUAGAUAACAAUGCAGAUAUUACUACAAAGUUAACUGUAACAACAACAUCAACAACAGUAAAUGAUAAUAAUAAAACUCAAGCGCAGACAACAUAUGAACAGUCAGUUACUGAUAAAGAAAAUGCCUUAAUUAAAAAUUUUUCAAAUAUGAUAAUUGAUCAACAACAAAAUGUUAAAAAUUUACAGCAAAAUCUAAUACAAAAUAUGCAAAAUAAUCCAUUUGCUGAAGUAACAAAUGGUACAACUACUACAACAACAAAUAACGAAUUAAUAUCACAGACAAUUGCCAAUGGUAAUGGUCAUAUUGAAAAUAUGAAUAAUAAAAAUGAUGUAAAAUCAUUAAUAGAUGUUACAAGUGAUCAAUUAAUUGACUUCGCCAGUGAGUCACAACAAAUUUCAAAUGAUGCUGUUAAUUUUAAUAAUAAUAAUUUGUUGACUUCUUCAACAACGCUAGUCACAGCAGAUAGUCAUGAAAAUAAAGAGAUUUCGUUGUUGUGAGUCUACGAUAAUAUGGAACCAACUAGGAUUGUAUUUUAAAUCAUAAAUUAAUAUAAAUGCAUCAAAAGCUAUACGUAUAAAUAUAUAAACAAAAUGAGUAAAAUAUUUAAUUUAAAUUAAAAUAAAAUAAUAAUUUCAAAGAAAAGAAAUCGUAAAGAUAUAUACUUAAGUACUAAAUAAUCCAAGCUACAUUUAAUAAAUACUGAUACAACAUCAACUAUUAAAUUAUGAAAUUUGUUUUGAAGCUUGAAAAAAGAAAACACUAGAAAAUUUAAUAAAGAUGAAGAAAUUUAUUUUUUUCAAUUAUCUCUUUUAAUUUAUUUUUUAGUCCAAAUCAGAUGAAAAUGUCAAGAAAUUGAUUAAAAUUUAUUGAACAAAGUCGGAAAGAGUAAAACAAAAAUAUUUCUGCAUACUAAACAAAAACAAAAUAUAAUAUAUUAGUAGAUAAAAAAAAAUAAUAUAAAAUAAAUUAAUAAAAAAAGUAAACAAAUUGAAUAAAAUUCAAAAAAAAAAAACAAUUCUUUUUAAUUAUUAUAUAUUAUUGUUUAUUAUUUUUUUUUAAUAGUUAGAACUUAUAUAGGUAUAUAAAUAAAAAUUUAUUAAAUUAAAAGUUAAAUAAAAAAAUUAAAAUAAAUAAUAAAUAACAUUUAUAUUUGUGUAACUGUAUUUCAUUUACAAAAUCUUAAAUGUUUUUAUGUGAAAAGAAAAAAUAUUAAAACAAGAUAAAAUUAAAUGAAGAUUAAUUAUUAAAGAUGAAACUCAGCAAGGGUCAUAACAAGGAUUCAAAACGAAAUACUAUAAAAAGGUUCAUUACUAUGAAUACACUUAACGUGUAAUUUUUGUUUGCUUCAAUUUUGUUCAAAAAUUUUACUAAAAGCUUUUUCAAAAUAACAAUAAUAUUCUGUUGUGAAGGAAAAUCAAAUUUUUUUUUUAUUUAAAAGAAAUUAAAAAUUAUAAUUAAUAAAAAGGAUUUAAAUUUAAAACAAAUUUUUGUUUCUUAAAAUUAUUUAUUAAUUCCUUAAAUAAUAUGAUUAGCUACUAAAUAGAAAUAUAUAUUACAUAUUAUAUUAUGUAGAUCCUAGGAAAAUAAUAUUUUAUGGUGGUAUUUUUGUAUGAGAAACAAGAUAAUAUAUAAUGAAAAUAUUUGAAAAAUUGUGUAUAUAUACCUACAUAUUAUAUAUAUUUGAAAAAUUAAAAGUUAAAAAAAAAACAAAGAUUAGGAAAAGAUAAUAUUUAAAUUGAUACACGGGCAUUCAGCACAAAUAUAUACCAUAUAUAUUAUUUUAAUGUAUAUUGUAAAAUUAUUUGUCGUAACUAUUACAACAAAACUAAAACAUAAGGAUUACAAAGAAAAAAAUUCAUAA
Molecule: messenger RNA, 5114 nt
Organism: Condylostylus longicornis
Lineage: Eukaryota; Metazoa; Arthropoda; Insecta; Diptera; Dolichopodidae
Product: ensconsin-like
Exons: 16
Coding region: 196-3750 (1184 amino acids)
Biological process (GO): microtubule cytoskeleton organization
Cellular component (GO): microtubule cytoskeleton
Source: RefSeq, a predicted model, not a curated record